Salpingoeca rosetta is the source of this 1360-nucleotide messenger RNA. RefSeq lists its product as uncharacterized. The record is from RefSeq and is a predicted model, not a curated record. Bases 189 to 1235 code for a protein of 348 amino acids. The transcript is spliced from 6 exons. NCBI's taxonomy places the organism in Eukaryota, Choanoflagellata, Craspedida, Salpingoecidae.
UCAUUAUGUUAAUUUUUUUUUUGGUUUCCCUUGUCGCACCCAACAACAACAACAACGCUGACCCCCGCUGUGCUUGCAGGCAGAUUUGCGUGGCGUGGUUUGGUGGCAGUUGAGGUGGUGCUGGUGGGGAGCAGGUGGGGGUGCAUUCAAUCGUGCCUCUGCCAAGCAAGCAAGCGACUACAGCAACAAUGAGGACGAUAAAGGCAGCAAGAGCGCCGCGCUCGUGGCUGGUUGUUGCUGCGGUUGGCUUGUGCGUGCUCGCUGUGCUUGUGCCAUCGUGCCACUGCCAAGACGAUGCUUCCUCAACAACAUCCUCAUCGCCGCAAAUGCCGCUCAUCACGCUCAGGCCAGACAACGUUAUCACCAUCACGCGCGAGGGCAUGGGCACAACCUCGACUGCAAGUCCAGAAGGAAGCCAGGACGCCAUCCCAAAGUCCACGCUGUACAUAAUAUUGGGCUCUGUCAUUGGCGGCCUGCUAUUCCUCGCCAUCAUCGCAUGCAUUGUCGUGUGCUGCCGUGUCGGUCGCAACGUCGACAACAUCAAUAACCUCGAGCUAAAUCGAAUGAGGACUGCAGUCACAUCGGGCAAAGGGCGGCAGAUGGCCGCGUACAACAACAACACCGCUUACAGCGACAACCCUUCCCGCAGCGAGCGCAGUGGGUCUGGGCACCGUCGCUUGCCAGCGCCGCCACCAAGCAGCGGCCCGCGCGCACCAGGCACAAAGGGCAUCAUGGCCUGGGCUGACGAGAGCGAGCAACAGGAGCAGCAGGGGUGCAAGCAGCAGGGGUGCAAGCAGCAGCAGCAACAACAACAGCAGCAACAACAGCAGGAGCAGGAAGGGGCGAAGCGUCAUCCUGGUCAUGGGUCGCAGUGCGAGGGAGGAACCAAAGGCGACGUGCCACAAAGCACACAAAAACCGUUGAGCACGCGUGGGCAACAGCUUGCAGCGGGACAAAUACAACAGGACAGCGUGGCAGCGGGUGAGGGUGACGUUUGGGAGGGCCGACAGCAAAAGCCAGCGCAAGCAGGAGACGGUCUGGGCACCUCUGCACCUUCGCUGCAGGCAGAUGAUGCGGUACAGCGUCCUGCGGUACACCAGGAGCAGCACCCAGAUCGGCAGCAGUCCCAGCAGUCCCCGCACUCCUCGCAACAGCGCCGGCCUCGUCGCUCCUUACCCAGUCCACCACAGAAGCAGAACAGUGCGCAAGCCAGCCAGCAGCAAAGGCAGCAUUGAGAUACAUAGACGCUGAUACGCUGAUGGUGAUGAUGUGCAAAGGGGCGAGGUGAGGGAGAGCGUGAUGUGAUGCACUUUGAUUACUGCUUGUGAUUGUGACCGCCAAUAAACGUAUGCGUAUGCUG